AUGGAGCUAAAGGACCUUCUGAAGGCGCUCAACAUCAACAGCAGACGCGCUUACGAACUGCUAAACGUCUUGUCGGCCGUGCCCAACGAACGCCCUAUGCUGCAGAGAGUGAAGUACCCCCAACACUCCGAGCUCGUCUUCCUCGAUGGCGAGCCGCUCCACCUGCCCAAUAUCGCCCUUCUGCCCAACAGCCUGGAGAGGGAGCUGCACGAGCUCCACCAGCUGCUGGGCUACGUGGCCACGGUGCCGCAGCGAGAGCGUAGUGGUGCGCCCGAGAUGAAGAAGGCCCGCAACGACCCGCAGCCUGAACACCCAACGACGCUCGAGGAGCUGGCGAAGGCGAAGGAGGAGUGA
Messenger RNA from Acanthamoeba castellanii str. Neff, 354 nucleotides. RefSeq lists its product as uncharacterized. The record is from RefSeq and is a predicted model, not a curated record. Lineage: Eukaryota; Discosea; Longamoebia; Acanthamoebidae. The coding region runs from base 1 to 354 and encodes 117 amino acids. The transcript has 3 exons.